GUCAAACAAAUUAACAAUUCAAGCUUCUACUAUUGUCAAACCUUUUGCAUGAGUUCCCACCUAAUUGAUUACUACAUUCUUACGAAAACAAACCUAACCAAUACUCUUCUUCCUCGCUAUAUCAUUCCAAACUUGAUAACCCCCAUACCAUCCCAUCCCAUUCAUCAUAUCGCCAUUGAUGCUGCAGAUCAGAUCAGUCAAAGAAACUGUACUGCAAUGGCGAUGUUGAGAUCACUAACCACAAGAAAAAGCCCACUUGCCUACGAGCAGUUAACGGAUGAAGCCCCGCUGUUCGAGCCCAAGUUGAGCAGAACGACGAGCGUCCCGUCUGCUAAAAAUGGCGGCGUCUUUACUUCUUCAUCGUCCAAGAAAGUGACGAUGUCGUCAGAAACGAAAUCGCAGGCCAAGAAAGCGGAGAAGGCCAGCAAGAUUCACCCCAUUUUCAGCCUCUUCGAUGGGCGCCGGAAGAGCAAGAAGGUUACGGCCAGGCCGGAGUUCUCCAGGUACAUGGAGUAUCUCAAGGAAGGUGGGUUCGGAGGUAUUAUGGACAUGGCCACUAAAUCAAAUAUGUCUGCAAAUUGAAGUUAUGGUCUUUCUUACUCACAAUUUACCAUCCCGAACCAACUGAUCCAGCUACUCGUGCCAGUGAUUUAUGCUAUUUCUUUUUGGUGUAAUUAUUAUUAUUUGGUUUGAAUUUACAAUCCUCAUGAACGUACUGGUGAUGAUAAAUUUGUGUUAAAUCUCACUAUUUUAUUUACUCUCAGAUUAACGAAUAAAACUUUUGUGACAUGUCCAGAUUUUAUUAGUGAAAUUAAAUAAAGGAAAAAUGUAAUUCCAUUUUUUUUUUUUUUUUUUUGGAAUCAAGCUAACUAGCUAAGCAAGUAAGUAAGCAUGCAUGUUAGGUCAGUAAAAAGUGGCAGCAAGGUAAAUAAUUACUUUUUCGUUAUUUAGGUGUAUAAAGAUGGAUUUCAUUGUAAUAUGUUGUGUAAAAUUGUUUCU
Ipomoea nil (Japanese morning glory) is the source of this 999-nucleotide messenger RNA. RefSeq lists its product as uncharacterized. Lineage: Eukaryota; Viridiplantae; Streptophyta; Magnoliopsida; Solanales; Convolvulaceae. The transcript has 2 exons. The record is from RefSeq and is a predicted model, not a curated record. The coding region runs from base 49 to 582 and encodes 177 amino acids.